AUGCCAACACCCAACAACAACCUUGAUCCUCCUAGAUAUGACCCCAUCAGCUUUGAAGAGCUGACGCAGUCAGACGGCUCCCAUCCCAACCGUCCCAUCCUGGUAGCCAUCAAAGGCGUUGUCUUCGAUGUGAGCAGUAAUCCGGCCUUUGCUCCUGGUGGAUGCUACCACGUCUUUGCUGGAAAAGAUGCCUCUCAUGCGAUGGCGUGUUCCUCGCGCAAUCCCAAGGACUGCACGGCGGAAUGUCAUGAUAUAGGGGAUGCCGAGCAGACAAUUCUCGACGAGUGGUUUGAAUGCUACCGCAGGAAAUAUAAUAUUGUGGGCACGGUGAUGGAAGGUGACCAAGACGAGCGAGAAGAUGCUGACACCGAGGAUAUAUUCUAGUGGACUUGGCUGAUUUGUGCUUAUUUUGUAUUUUUAUGGAGGUCAUAUAAAUAAUAUAACAUCAACAGAACAUACCGGUCCAGCAAGUCUCAACUAUAAUACCUAAGUGGGACUGACCCAUCUGUCGACCAUUGCUGGAGGUACCUUGAUGCAGCAGAUAGAUGGGUGUAGGUUGCAG
Penicilliopsis zonata CBS 506.65 is the source of this 562-nucleotide messenger RNA. RefSeq lists its product as hypothetical. Bases 1 to 384 code for a protein of 127 amino acids. NCBI's taxonomy places the organism in Eukaryota, Fungi, Ascomycota, Eurotiomycetes, Eurotiales, Aspergillaceae. Gene Ontology annotation, cellular component: endomembrane system; membrane. The transcript has 3 exons. The record is from RefSeq and is a predicted model, not a curated record.